This is a messenger RNA of Acanthisitta chloris (rifleman), 394 nucleotides long. Its product is annotated as tetraspanin-32-like. NCBI's taxonomy places the organism in Eukaryota, Metazoa, Chordata, Aves, Passeriformes, Acanthisittidae. The record is from RefSeq and is a predicted model, not a curated record. Gene Ontology annotation, cellular component: membrane. The transcript is spliced from 4 exons. The annotation marks the transcript as partial.
AUCUCUGCUUUCGUUGCAGGUGGAAGACAGCAUGUUGGAUGUGUAUGAUUUUGUGUAUGAGGAGGUGAGGAGGAAUGCCUCCAGCUUCAGGAGGCAUGAGCUGACUGCCAUCCAUGAAGCAUUCCUGUGCUGUGGGAAGCACUCUCCAUUCGGGGACACGUCCAACGUUGAGCGCCAGACAUGCCCACCUGGUCAGGCACAUGAUGUGGGACAGGACUGCCUUCAAGAGAUCCUGGACUUUCUGAAGAAGCACAUGGACUUUGUCUUCUUGCUCCUGGGCAUCACCAUUGGCUUCACGGUUUAUGGGAUGAUUCUAACUUCAUUCCUCUGGUUCUCCAUCCACUUCAGCACCAACCUGGACCGGAAAGGCAAAUACAUCCUGCGAGAGAGGUAG